GCUGUCCAAUGGGAGAGGAGCAUCGGGCAGCGCGCGGGAGACGACGACGCUCGCGCUGCCGCCACCAGGCAACGGGUUCACUUCGCGAGGAGAGAGAGACAAAGACGCGUGUGGGUGGUAGUAGUUGCUGCUGCUGCUGAGAUUAUCGCUUUGAACGGGAGCCGGAGUUGAACGCUGAACUGGUCCUUACUGGCAUAACCCCGGUGACAUCAUGGCCAAAGAUGUCGGAUAUUUUGACAAGAACGGAGAGUUAAGGGGCUUUUUGGAAAACUUCAGCCCAUCCAAAAGCACCGUCUCUGUGGUCACGCUUCCCGUUGGGAGCCUGGGCUCGCCCGGCAAGCACAUCCUGCCCAAGACGCUCGCCCCGUCCAACGUGAACGUGCCCCAGCAGAUGUUGCUGGGCACUCCCCAGCGCAACGCUGCCAUGGCUGGCGCAGUGCUGAUGGGCAACCAGCACGGGCAGCACGGGCAGCAAGCGCAGCACACGCAGAUGCGCCCCCUGGACAGCCCACCAACAUGGUCCGGCAAGGGCCGCAAGGGAGACAAGAACGGCAAGGGCCUGCGCCACUUCUCAAUGAAGGUGUGCGAGAAGGUGCAGCAGAAGGGCACGACGUCGUACAACGAGGUGGCCGACGAGCUCGUGGGCGAGAUCACCAGCAGCGCACGACUGGCGGCCGCCGCCGGGACGUACGACCAGAAGAACAUCCGUAGGCGCGUGUACGACGCCCUGAACGUCCUCAUGGCCAUGAACAUCAUCUCGAAGGAGAAGAAGGAGAUUCGCUGGAUCGGGCUGCCCACCAACUCGGCGCAGGAAUGCCAAAACCUGGAGCGGGAGAGGCAGAGGAAGAUGGAGAGGAUCAAGCAGAAGCAGUCCCAGCUGCAUGAGUUGAUCCUGCAGCAAAUCGCCUUCAAGAACCUGGUGCAGAGGAACCAGGAGAUGGAGAAAGUGACGAAGCGGGGGCCCGCACACAACACUGCCAUCCACCUGCCGUUCAUCAUCAUCAACACGAGCAAGAAGACCGUCAUCGACUGCAGCAUCUCCAGCGACAAGUUCGAGUACCUCUUCAACUUUGACAACGCGUUUGAGAUCCACGACGACGUUGAGGUCCUCAAGCGCAUGGGGCUCACGUUCGGCCUGGAGACGGGGACGUGCUCGCCCGAGAACAUGGAGCGUGCGCGCCUCCUCGUGCCCAAGGCCCUGCAGCCGUUCGUGCGCGACAUGGCGUGUCAGGAGUUCGAGUCGGCCGAUCAGAACGCCGCGUCCGGCCGGCUGGACGGGCUGCCCUCUCCGCUGGACAUCGAGGUGGACGGCGCCACGUUGGCGUUGGCGGUGGUCGACGCGGCCCCUCGCUCCGGCGGCGGCGGCCGCUCCCGCAACGCGACGCCCUUCUCCUUCCUUGGCGACGAGGAGGAGGAGGACGAGGAGGAGGAGGACGAGGAGGAGGAUAGUGAAGAAGACAGCGACGAGGACGAUGACUCGGACUAACCGGGUGCGUGGUUGUCACGUCUCCCGCACCGCCGCCAGUGCGGAGACGCGGAGAUCACGCGGCGCGGGCAGUGCCAUCCAGGCCGAGGUCACAUUCACACAAACACCCCCCCCUCCUUCCUCCCCCUCCUCCCGUUGCCCGCGUUCAACUGGGGCCACGGCGAGGACCAGGUCUUUUAAGUAUAUCCGACCUGACCUGGGCACAGCUAAACCUGACGUGCAAGGAGACUGUUCUUCGGGUUCAACGUACCGCACACGAGGCGUCGCCAGCCGACCGCGUUGAUCGCGCACCGAGGUUGCUGUUGUUGUUGUUGCGCAUCCAAGAAAGCGUGGCCCUUCAUGAGGGAAACGAAUCUCGGGUUUCUACAUCGUGUGCGAGCUCCGCCCCCUAAAGGCGUUGGUGGGCCGAUCGCACGAACCGCCCGUUUAAUCGCCUCCGCCCGCGACGUCAAUUUGACGUUCGAGCGACAGCAACGUAAGCUGGCGCCACCCUCGAGCCCCAUCUCUCAUGCACGUGGACCUGAAGCGAAGACAGCUGCAACUCGGCCACUUCCUGCGCUCCGGAAGAUGACGUGCGUCGCCGUGCGUCGCCAUGGAAAUGUGCCGACGUGCCGCUCCCCCCUUCCCUACAUCGGGCAAACGAGCUCUGGUGCUGGCCAGGGUCCUCUUAAUUAAAACCUGCCGUGGGUUCCAAACAACCCCCUUUUUUUUUUUUAAAAGCCUGUUCGGAUCCGAGCAAGUUUAAAUCCGAGUUGUGAUUCCUUGUGUUCCUGAUACAACUCUCCCGUGCGGUGUGCAGGAUUCACUUAGCAGUGCGAGUGCCGCUGCCUAGGGGCGGAUUUCUUGCUGUGAACAAACGCUUUUGCUUGUAAUUCCCCACGUUCUUUAUUCAUUUGCGGUCCAGGUUUUUUUUAUCAGACUGUGCAGCCCAUCGUAGCUCCUUAAUUCAGGCCGGUGUUUUUUUUUUAUAGGUCCAGAAUUUAGCGCAGGCUACAACCCUCUUCUGUUCUUGCAGUUUCCUCUUUUUUUUUCGCAGCCACACUGAUGAGCUGUUCAAUCAUAUGUUCAACACAGAUCCUCGCACAUAACUCGGAGCAGAUCCGGUCAAGAUGAACGCACAAGCGUAAACUCGGUUUCGGCAAUGUCUCUGCUGCGUCAGGCGGGUCUUUUAACGCGUAUAUUUUUAUAUCCAGCAGUCGACUGCCAUCGGUGUGUUCCUAUCUACAGCCUCCGGUCCCUUCGGCAAACGUGCAGCUAUGUGGCUGAUAGGGUCAGUCCUCUUUGUACCUGUGAGUCCGACGCCAGCCGUUCAUUGGCCUCUAUUUAAUAACCACUGAGAUCGUUUUAUGUUGCGUACGGAAGAGCAGGGUAUUUAUAGUUUACGCGGGGACUACGACGUUGCGAGUAGAUUGCGCGCGGCGCGUCGCUGGUGCCCGUGCGGUGACGAGCGCUCGUUGGCGAGCGCUUGCAAACGGGCGCAGGUCGCCGUGUGGCACCAACGAUGCGGGGAUCACGUCGAUGGUGCCACCCGGCGACCUGCUCUCGCUAACGAGCGGCGUGGCCGUCCCCUCGCUGCGCGUGCCACGCUCGCACGCCCGGUCUCUCUUUAACGCGAGUCCUGCUGCGAGCACGAUCCCGAACCGUUGGCCAAGUCCAAGCCCUUUGCUCUCACCCUCGUCUCGGCCGUGCUGCGUUAGCUGCGCUAGCGACGCUGGUGGCUGGAUACUCGUGAGGGCCGCGUGAUUGUGCUGAGCCAGCACCGCUGGGAAUCCUCGGCGUGAGUCCAGGCAGUCACUCCAGCUGCUCCCUGCUGGUGGGCCGAUAGUCUCGGCCCAGGCACCGACGACUACAAAAAAUAUAAGCAUCUCCUUUUACGAGUUCGUUCCUUCACGUUACCGAUCGCCGAUGGGGGGGGGGGGGGGGGGGGAACGCGCAGAGAGCCGCUCCUUGCAGCACGAAAGGGGCGCACCUGGCACGUGUUGCGUAAGGGCAUCCUCGUGAAACGACCGCACAAGUACGUUUGCGUGCCUCUUAUCCGCAGUGAACUUGGGGGACCCGUUUGCAGAUGAGCAAAAUUGUGGAUCUGAGGAGUCGUGGUGUAGUCUGAGAAAAGAUUUCUCUUAACCGCGACGUUGUUGGAAAAUAUGCGGGGCGACGGGAAUGAUUCUGCGUGCGGGACAACGCGCGCCGCAGGUGUGGUGCCUGAGCAUCGUGAACGUCGGGAUGAGUUCUCCACUUGGGUGUGGUUUGUGAAUCCAACUCCCUCGCCGUGUCGUGCAGGCCUCCUCUUCUUAUCCAAGGAAGCCAUGGAGAAUGGAGGUGAAUUUAAGAACUGGCAACACGUUUUCUUUCUGUUAUCUUUUAACUCGAGGGUAGGCGAGGAGCGCCGACGCUGGGUGAUUGGGAAUAGUUGCAAGAUCUGUUAGGCCCUGCGGAUAAUAGGAUCGCAGAUGAGAGGAGACUCGUUGUGAGUUGAUGGUCUCGCACCGUUCUCCCGGGUCGUUCUGGCGCACCACGUGUGACCCACCCCGUGCUGACCGAAAGAGGAAUACGUGAGGGAUGUUCGUCGACUCAUAAUCGAUUUUUGGGGCUGAUCGCGCAAGUUCGAAUGUGUCUUGAACCCUCCAACCGACGCAGCCAAUAUAUAAGUUUGACACACAAACGAUCAAUUACGAAUGAUGUUGGUCACGAAAAGCGCUGUGUGUUAAAUGUAUCAACUUCUACGAGGUGGAUGCUUUUUGCAAUUCCGUCAACUGUGCAUGGUCAUGCCGGUUGUAAACUAGCACUGAAACGUCGUAGCCAAUUGUUACAUAUGUGUGUGGAUCGCUCUCCCAAACACCACAUCGGUGUGCUGAAGCAGUCAUAAAAUUGGCACGUUUGUUCUUCACGUGACUACUUUAUAUUAAUUGGCUGUGUUGGGUGGAGGAUUUACGACACAAUUUACUUCCACCAUCUGACCCAAAAAAACCAUCGUAUGAAUCAUGAUAUUGGAAGCCUCCGUGUUAAAGGGGGGGAUGUUGGUGAUUUAUGUCGUAAAAAUAUAUAUGUAAGAGUUUCAUCCCAAAAUUUAUCCUAAAAACCAGCCAUAUUUGUAGGUCUGCGUGCAUGCUUGAUGCGUACCUCAGCCAUGCAACAAACACUGUUCAUCACUGCCGUCCGUUACGAUUUUUACGAUCGUUUGUGUUAAAGCUGCGCCUAAUCAAUGCCAUCCUCUCCAAGACUGCGGGUUCUACCCCCACCCCCUGCCCGCCCGCCUCUCCAAUAGGAGCCGCUGACAAGACGAUUGGAACCUCUGCUCCUGUUUACCGAGAAUACAUCAAGCACUUUGAUCCGCCGCUGUUACAAAAAUACGGUGCACCGUGCGCGCCGCCAUCUGACGUUUGCUGUGCAGGCGGUUUGUCUGCCGUCCUACGUGGCAGUUUCUGUUUUUGUGAUCCCUUUGGGUUUUAAAGCGAAGCCGAAUUGCUUUUCCAAGAGUCUCGGCAAUGGAGGGCAGUUGCAGAAUCACCGUGUGUGUUGUGAGCGCGUUUGGAGCUGUGUGGGGGAAAAAAAGGAGAGGCCAGAUGAAGCGUUAUAUAGUAAUCGGUAUUCUAGUCAGAAUAUUUGUUUACCGGAGGAAUCCGAUGACCUGUAAAGAUCUUUGUUUCGCAGAUGUCCAGUAAACUUAUGCUAAUUAAUAACUACAGUAGCAUCAGUUGUUUUCCUGAGAGCCUCAAUGAGUCUUUUCCUGAGUCUCACAAAUCUGGCUGUCGCCUGAUGAAGCUAGUUGCAAUUACUGGCGAAACGUCAUGCUCAGAUUGUAAAUGUUGUGGCUUGGCUCUCCCAACACACUGGUGUGCUGUACUUACUAAUUUGCUGUGUCGGUUGGUGGCGGGUUUAACGACACAUUUUUAUAUUUACGCGAUUUAACCCCCAAAAUAAACCUAUUAUGAAUCUUCUUGGUUCUUUCGGUAAAGUCACGUAAAAGGGAAAUAAUAAAAUAAUAAUAAAAUAUUAAAGAAUUCUCACGACGUUUCAGCCACAACGCAAGCAGUCGUCAGGUGAAGAACAGGUCUGUCAGAAAGACAGCGUCUAUUUUUAUUUUAUUAUUUCCCUUCUACGUGACUUUACCGAAAGAACCAAGAAGAUGAAUCCCUGCAGUCACGAAAGCUUUAAAUCGAAACUAUUAUGAAUCAAUGAGUCUUAAAAAAUAUAUAUCAGGCUGGUCCCGCUACUUUAGGAUGUUUGGCCGGUUCCCAUUAAUGGCGGUUUUUGCUUCAUUUGGAGGACAGCGGUGAAAGGCCCAGUACUGUCAUAUCCCCUCCUGGUGACACCUCGGCCAUACGCCUACAACACCUGGCAAGCCCCGGUUCCGACAGGCUUAACCCCCACCCCCGGCUGUGCUUGUGAGAGUUAAUAAGACCGAACCCUGCUCGAUGUGCUGUUUGCGUCGCUGUGUUUUGGCCAAAGUUGUGAUGUAGUGGCAUCGUUAAGUGGGUCAUUGUGUGAGCACCACAUGAUCCAGACAUUCCCAUCCAUGAAUGUCUCAAAUUAUGACGAUAAGGCUUCAAACAUCCACUCGGGCUUGUUGUACACGUUCAUCUUUAUCCGAGUUUCGUCCAAUUAUUGAAUCUGAUAUCACUUUCUGUACGUGUGCACUAACAGUGGUCAACUGCCAAGGUGAUUGAUUACACUUGUAAUCAACGGACGCUGUACACCGCGGUGGCGAGAUGUUAACUACCUCGCCUGGUACGCAGGAGAUCGUGGGUUCGAUCCCGACCCUGACGCCUGCUGUACAUUUGGAGUUUUCAAGUUCUCUCCGUGGCCGCGUGGAUUUUUCUCCGUGUCCUCUGGUUUUUUUCCCCUCCACAUUUAGAAACACGCCUUUCGAGUAUUUGGCCGCUACACAUUUCUACACGAUAAGCCACUUAGUUGAGCUAUCAUUUGUGGCCAAAUCGCUUGUAAAAUAAAGCUAAAUAGCUCAGUGGAUAAAAAAAAGUUUAGUAUAUUGUCUCGUGUUGGUUGUCAGUCUGGACAUUGUGUUUGUGUCCAGAGUCUGGCUCUUGGUACCGUUAAGAAUAUCCGAUGCGAUUCCUGCCUCAAACACACCCGUGUCAUGGCGCAAAAGUUAUCUUUGCCAAAGCAGUUUUCGUCUUCCGUCAAAAACCCGCGCCGUGACGCCGAUGCCCCCCCCCCUCCUCCUCCUCACACCCCCCCCUCCUCAUGGACCCCCCCCCCCCACUGCGUUGUGUGCAACACGGCCCAUGUGCGCGGUGCUCGGCCAUCGGCGUCGAUCCAAGGGGGGGAGGGCAAUGGGUGAUCGAUUGCCCCCCCACCGAGACCUGUGAUGAGUGUCACUCGUGUGUAGGCUGCGCGUCGCGUUUAGUUAAUCGACUAAUUUAGAUUCUCGUGCGCAGGACACAAACGCACGCUCGUGUGCCGUGUGCGUGUUAGCGAGCCGUCGUGUAGCGGUGAGCGCACUGCUCUUCGGAGCCGGCGACCCGAGUUCGAUUCCCGCUCACGGCCAACAUCGGUGACGAUUAUCUGAACCGGUCCUGGGCCCCUUGCCUAGGUCGACUCAGCCUAAAAUGAGUACCUGGUGCGGUGUGUAAGCAUUGCCAUUGGGGGGAGAUGAAGGUAGCCGGACGUGGUGGUGGCCACCCACCCCCUCGUGUGCCGUGUCCCGGCCUUCACAGGUGCUCGCUCACAGCACUUGCCCCAACAGUCUGUUCAGGCUACAUGGCUGGAGGAGGGGGCAGCGAAGGGGGGGUUUUUGUAGUCGACCCGUGGGUCUGAGAGUUGACGUCCUGGGAUUUCUUUGGUGAUUGCGUGCUAGUUUGUGGCAGAGGUCGCAAACGGGUUUUGAUUCCUUACCCGUACCCGGCCGCACCAGGGUCUCAAACGGCUACCCGUGCCCGGCCGGGUACGAGUAGCCGGGUAUCGGGUAGGGUACAGGUAUCGGGUACCCGGUUGCGACCUCUGGUUUGUGGUGUGCUCCCUCGGGACUUGUGGAAUGCACAGACACACGAGAGACAGAGAACCAGUACGAGCGCCUUUGGGUGGGUGAAACGAGACGCACAAGUAAAUUGCAACAACGAAACCGUGCCCGAAGCAUUCACCUCGUCAUCGCUGUGGUGGUGGUGGGGGGGGCUACAUCCUUUGCGUACCGAGUGUUGACCCUUGCCAGCCUUAAUCCACCGAGCCGCCAGAGAGCCUCUCGAAUGGCCCCAUAAUCUCAGUAUCCACACGCACAAGACGUUGCUGGGGUUUCCCCCCCAACCCACCCUACCCCUUGCCAUAAGAAAAAGUCGUCUAGCACUCGGGAAAUGCGCGGCCCGUGCGUUUGCGCUCUGAUCUUGGCGCCGCGUUAUCUCCGAACAAGGGCAACCCACGGGAGGGCUCGAAUCUUCUUUUGUGUCGGCGUGUUUUUACUCUUGUGUGGGAUGCAAUCGAAUAUCAUCCCCCCCCCCCCCCCCGUGGGUGAAUUCCGCGUGCGUGUGUUCUAAAGCGAGAGCUGCCAAUGUUAAUGUAGUCGAUGGUAUAAUUGUGUUAUACUCCACGCUGCGUUUGUGAUUUGUGUUGCUUUUUAUGAUUUGAGAAUUUUUAGUAAUGUUACCCCAUUGAAACGAAUCGUAGCCACGCUGGUGGUUGUGGUUCACAAUGUUCUGCUGACAUAGAAGGCAGGCACAUGGACGUGUGUGUUGUGUGCGCGCGCGCGCAUAUAUGUGUCGCGCUUAGCGCGCUGCACAAGGAAUGCGGCAACACCAUUGGCGAUUAUCUGAACCGGUCCUGGGCUUCCCCUAGGUCUGCUUAGCCUCACAUGAGUACCUGGUGCAGUGUGUAGACCGCCACUAGGGAGACAAAGGCGGCCGGGCAUGGUGCUGGCCUCUCACCCCGUCGUGUGCCAUUCCGGUCUUCAUAGGUGCUACUCGCUAACAGCACUUGCCCCAACAGUCUGUUAAGGCUACACGGGAGAUCUUUGUCUUGUGAUGCAUAUUUCUAUUUUACCGUGUCUGCCCAUGUUGCGGUUGUUGUAUCUACAAGAUUCUCGCUAUUGCCAAGCCUCAUGUUGGAAGUAUUGUGCCGAUUUCAAUCGCGUCUUCCCCAGGACUAAGCCCUCCUCCGGCAGGCGCAGACGAUUUGUUCGGUGCACCCAAAUUGGCUCCAAACUCGCUCGUAGUCCACAAUGCGCAAAGGCAACAGCAACGACAAAAACACUUUAAUAUCGGUGUCACGAUGCAUCGCUUCAUCGACGUUGAAUGUUCGAUUCUUAAACUCGCGACACGUCUGUUCCUGUUGCCCGUGUAAGAGUCAAAUGUUCCGUUGGUUUUGAGCAGUGUUCUUCAUUGCGGGGAGCGGUGGUGUAGCGGUUCGUGCGCUGCGCUUCGAGCUCGACAACCCGACUUCGAUUCUCGCUCACGGCCACCAACACCAUUGACGAUUAUAUUGUCUGAACCGGUCCUGGGCCUCCUCUAGGUCGACUCGGCCUCAAAUGAAUACCUGGUGUUUCCAACCCAGCUUAAAUAUACGCUGCCAAGCCUGGUGGUGCCCAUUCAGACGCUGUCUUUCCGACAGACCUGUUAUUCACCUGAGGACGGCUGCUUGCAUUGUGGCCGAAACGUCGUGAGAAUUAUUUUAUUAUUUUUUAUUAUUUUAUUUUUUCCCUUUUACGUGACUUUACCGAAAGAACCAAGAAGAGUAAAACCUUUGUUUGCCAGUCUUCACACACCCCCCCUCCUCCUCCUCCCCAUUGAAACGCAAACGUCAUUACAUGCCGCACGCACCUGAUGAUUGUUAAACUCACCCCGCGUUGCCCCCCGUUACGCGCGGCAGUUGAGGGCGACUUUUGUUGAUCUCUGGCUGCGUGCGGUUUAAUUGGUGGCCGACUCCGUGGUUGUUGAUUCUCACCCGCCAGCUCGCUCAAAGGGACGAGCUUCGGUGGUGCAACGUCCACCCCCCCCCCCCCAAAAAACAAAAAGCCCUCCUCGAGAGGGGGGGGGAUGGAGGCUGGGGGAUGUCACGGCCAGUGACUCGUAACGUCAGCAAAAAGCCCCAUUGUAAAAAGUCUGAUAACAAAAAACAAAUGUACAGCUGGGAUCUUGACGCGUGUUUUAAACGGUAGAUUCCGAAUGGACUUAUUAGCGUCUCGUUGCGCUUGAAACUCAAGAUGCUGGAGUGAAACAGUCUGCAUGAUUUGUCGAGGAGGGUGAGGGAGCGAGCAUUUCGGGUCAGAGGUAGAUGACACGGGGGGCAACUUGUGAGCCUGGGGUUUGAGAGGUGUGGGGGAGUCGUCGACACCACGGAUGGCUCCUCGGCGGGAGUUGUUUGCCUGACCCUGGGUGCAGCAGACGAGAAUUUGCCAACACACAGCGAGCGGGAACUGUUCGUUCGCUUUGAAAUAAACCAAACAUUAUUUCUG
This is a messenger RNA of Lethenteron reissneri (Far Eastern brook lamprey), 9884 nucleotides long. Its product is annotated as transcription factor Dp-1-like. The record is from RefSeq and is a predicted model, not a curated record. NCBI's taxonomy places the organism in Eukaryota, Metazoa, Chordata, Hyperoartia, Petromyzontiformes, Petromyzontidae. Gene Ontology annotation, cellular component: transcription regulator complex; nucleus. Gene Ontology annotation, biological process: regulation of cell cycle; regulation of transcription by RNA polymerase II. Gene Ontology annotation, molecular function: DNA-binding transcription factor activity, RNA polymerase II-specific; RNA polymerase II transcription regulatory region sequence-specific DNA binding.